GGAAAUCUUUUGCAGGACUGCAUGAUUGCAUAGAAUCCUAUUAAAAUGACUGGAUUUCACAGAACAACAGUAAAUGUGGCUGCACCUUAAAAUCAGUGCAGACAUGAUUUGAACAUGGCUGUUUCUGUGACAGAGUUCUGUAUUUACUUCAGCUCCUUUGGCCAGGCAUGGCUUUAGGUGUAACCUCACUUAGCCACAGGAUUAUGUCCGUAAGCCUUUUAGAGGUAUAAGCCUGUGAUUGGUCAACUUUGACCAAAUGACUUGCUUUACUGUCUUGUGAACAUAGCUAGUCUCUUUUCCCCAAGAACAAAUUCUCCUAUCAGAUGUGUAUGGUCCAUUCUGCCUCUAGACCAGCUUCAGCUUUCAAGAUGCAUCUUCUUCAUUCUAAGGUGUAAAUGUGAGAUAUUGAAUCUCUGGAAGACAGGCUCUUUCAGGCAAAGGACGGUGGCCUACAGUUCCAGCAGACCCAGGCCUGGGGAAAUCAUUAACCAAAAACAAAGCACAACAGGACACUGACCUCAUCACUUAUUGCUGCAUUAUCACUGGCCGUCUGAGUUGGAGAGUGAGGCGGGCUUGGUUUGCGAGCGUCGCUCCGCAGAGCCGUCCGAUGACUAUCUGACUAUCUAUCACAACCCGCGAAUGACAGGCGUGCAUUCGAAGGUGGGGCCCGCCUCAGUCUCACAUGAUUGGCUGCUGGAUGGAAAUAAGGUGAAUGGAACACAUGCCCAAGGAGCAGGACCCAAACCAAUCAGAGGGAGAAGAGAAACGGUGGCUCGAUGGCCCGAAAAGGAAGAGAAAGAACAGCCAGUGUUCGGUGAAGAGCAUGUCUGGGUACAUCCCCAGCUAUCUGGAUAAGGAUGAGCCGUGUGUGGUGUGUGGAGACAAAGCUACCGGCUAUCACUACCGCUGCAUCACCUGCGAAGGCUGUAAGGGAUUCUUCAGGCGCACCAUCCAGAAGAACCUCCACCCCUCUUACUCCUGUAAGUACGAUGGCUGCUGCAUCAUCGACAAGAUCACCCGCAACCAGUGCCAGCUGUGCCGCUUCAAGAAAUGCCUCGCCGUGGGCAUGGCCAUGGAUCUGGUUCUGGACGACUCCAAGCGGGUUGCGAAGCGGCGCUUGAUUGAGGAGAACCGUGAGAAGCGGAAGAAGGAGGAGAUGGUCAAAUCCCUGAAGACUCGGCCAGAACCCACCAGCUCAGAGUGGGAGCUGAUCCGUAUGGUGACAGAAGCUCACCGCCACACCAAUGCACAGGGCUCUCACUGGAAACAGAAACGCAAGUUCCUGCCGGAGGACAUCGGACAGUCUCCGGUGGCCCUCACAUCAGAUGGGGACAAAGUGGAUUUGGAGGCCUUCAGCGAGUUUACCAAGAUCAUCACCCCAGCCAUCACACGUGUUGUUGACUUUGCCAAAAAACUGCCCAUGUUUUCGGAGCUGCCUUGUGAGGAUCAGAUCAUCUUGCUGAAGGGCUGCUGUAUGGAGAUUAUGUCCCUACGUGCUGCAGUUCGGUAUGACCCGGAAAGCGAGACCUUGACCCUGAAUGGAGAGAUGGCUGUCAAACGAGAGCAGCUAAAGAACGGAGGGCUGGGCGUUGUGUCUGAUGCCAUCUUUGACUUAGGCAAGAGUCUGGCACAGUUCAACCUGGAUGACACAGAGGUGGCCCUACUGCAGGCCGUACUGCUUAUGAGCUCAGAUCGAACAGGCUUGACAUGUGUGGAGAAGAUUGAGAAGUGCCAGGAGAUGUACCUUCUAGCCUUCGAACACUACAUCAACUAUCGCAAGCACAACAUUCCUCAUUUCUGGCCCAAGCUGCUGAUGAAGGUGACGGACCUGCGCAUGAUCGGAGCCUGCCACGCCAGCCGCUUCCUGCACAUGAAGGUGGAAUGCCCCACUGAACUCUUCCCCCCACUUUUCCUGGAGGUCUUCGAGGAUCAGGACGUGUGACGUCCCAGCGAGCCGCAGCAGGAGAAUCAACAACAUUUUGUAACCCGUUUUCCUCUACCCGUCUCACCCCCCUCCACGCACCAAACUCACCAGCAGCAGCUGCAUUGGCAGGGGUCAUCAAGGCUUUCAUAUGGGGGGUUUGAGUCGUCAACUUUU
Sinocyclocheilus rhinocerous is the source of this 2098-nucleotide messenger RNA. Its product is annotated as thyroid hormone receptor alpha-like. Gene Ontology annotation, molecular function: RNA polymerase II cis-regulatory region sequence-specific DNA binding; nuclear receptor activity; zinc ion binding. Lineage: Eukaryota; Metazoa; Chordata; Actinopteri; Cypriniformes; Cyprinidae. Bases 713 to 1942 code for a protein of 409 amino acids. The record is from RefSeq and is a predicted model, not a curated record. Gene Ontology annotation, biological process: thyroid hormone receptor signaling pathway; cell differentiation; negative regulation of transcription by RNA polymerase II. The transcript has 10 exons. Gene Ontology annotation, cellular component: RNA polymerase II transcription regulator complex.